UGUGAGAUGGGCUGGGAUGUGAAUGGGAGGAUUGCAAGGACAGAGAGGGAAUGGAUGCUGCUGCUGCUGGGACUGAGUGAUGAAGCAAAUGAUAGAAUUAUAGAAGCCAUGAAGGGUUUUCUGGAAAAGAUGUGGUGUGCAAGAAAUAGGGAAUUGGAAGAUUUGUAAUGGAUACUGCUUGUGUUGUUUUAUUUUUACAGGGUGUGCCGAUACGAAAGCCUGACUCUCCAACGGGUCACCUGUACAGCAAGAGCAAGAGCAAACUUGAAAAUGUCCGUCAGCACUGGCAUGGCCAACGGAACCAACAAGCCAGGCUACAUCAACAGCUUUGUGUCCUUUCUGGAGGGCUCAGCAGACCCUGAUGACCCUGCUGCCGUGCCUGGAGAGGAUGAGUUUCUUGAAGAACUGGACAUAAAAAGUGAGAUCAAGGAGGAGAUUGGGUUAGAUCCCCUGGAGGAUGAGAUCACCCCCACAGACCACACCCCGGCCAGUCCCCAAGCCACCGAUGGGGAGAACACUAACAGCUCCGAGGCCACCAGCAUGAGCGAGGCCGGCGACACUUCCCGGGCUGGCCACCGCAACGUAGCACGCCGAGGCAAGCGCAAGAAGGGAACAGCAAGCAGGGAUGCAAACGCGACACCCCCAAGGGAGAACCUUCGCAGAUCCUCCCGCCCAGUCAAGCGUUAUGGUAACAUUGACCCUGAGUCUGAUGGCAUGGCCGACUCAGACCCAGAGUUCCACCUCAGUGACUCAGACGAUGACCCAGACUUCAAUCCAGUUGAUAAGAAGACCAACGCAGCAAGUGACGAAGAGGAGGAGCUGCCGCGCCGAGGGAGGGGCCGCGGCAGGGGGGGCCUCGUACACAGAGGCCGGGGCCGGGGGAUCAAGAGACCAGCCGAGAGAGAGACUCCCACUGCUACAAGUAAGACGUCUUCUCCCGUCUCCUCUCCUCCCACUCCAAAGAGAAGAGGUCGUCCUCCAACCUACCAGCCCGUCAAGGUGCUGCCUGUCACAGAGAGCAGUGAAGGAAACACUGCCACAGACACCACCACUUCAAACAACACAACAAGUCCAGUAAGUGUGAACAAAGGCCCCACUCAGCUCAGCUCUGCCUACAACUAUGCCGGAGGCCGGGCACAGCGGCAGCAGACCCAGAUCAUGGUGCCGGAGGGGCCCCAGCUGACGGCUGAGCAGCUGGAGAUAGUGGAGUCUCAGUUCAAGAGUGGCGACUUUGUGAUGGCAAAGAAGGACAUGGAGUUGAUGGAGAACCCACCCAUAUGGAGAAUCGAUGGGAAGUCCCUCCUGCAGAAGUUCCAGGCAUUUGAGAAGGAUGGGAAGAUUCUCUACAGGAACAUAUCAACAUACUCUGGGUGGACCCCCCAGGCCAAGACCCUGUACCUGGGGGUGAGGGUCACCUUCGUGUUCCAGUCUCGCUACGACACAGUGGUGCAGAUGCUCGGCUUCAAGCCCGAGGGGGAGGGCGAUGAUGACGACGAAGAUGAGGAGGCGGCCGACAACCCCAAGGCUGACAGCGGCAAGCAGCCUUGGUCUGCUGCCAAGACUUCACAACAUGACUUUGAGAUCCCUGAGGAGCUGCGGUCACACAUGAGGAACUUUGAGGUAUACCUGCAGACGCUCAUCUCCCAGGCCCUCGACAACAACUUCCUGGUGGAGAUUUAUGAAGAGAAAGAUGCUUACUUUGUGGACAGUGUUGAAGUCAUUGAUGAAUUGGCUGAGGAGAGAAAAAAGAAGAUCCUUGAAAUAGUGAAAUGGAAUGAUCAGUUUAAGAAAUCCUUGGACACGUGGCCGUGCGUCAACGUGAUGGUCAGGACUGCCAAGACAGCAGAGAAGUGCAGGGCCUGCCAAAAGUCUGCCUCCGUCAAGCUCCUGCAGCUGUACGGUCAGCCAUACAACAACCAGACCCUCCACUCCAGGGAGCCGCUGCCCUCAGAGAGCGACACCAAGAACUAUGAUGUGUGUGACACCUGCUCCAACAUCUCUCAGAUCUACAAUAAAGUGUGUCACCAAAAGUAUGACUACUACUCUCAGUGCAAGUCCAAGGUGACCAACAUGAGGGUAGCUGACCCACAGAAGGCCACCACCACCAUCCUGCAGGACCUGUUGGCCAACGAUCACUGGAUCACCACGCUGUUCCGCUCAAUGUGCACAACCUUCAUCAAGGUGGACAGACAGCACCAGAAUGAGAAGGAGGAGGAGAAGAAGGGGGAGGAGACGGCUGCUGCGUGAUGAGUGGUGGGGGUGUCAGUGAAGUGUGCACAGGACAAGCAGCGUUGCCUCAGGCGGGGGUGUACACCUCAGUUAAGCUCCUGUUAAUGUUUUCUUGGUCCUCCAGACGGGGAGACUUACUAAGUAGUGAAGCGAUACACUCCCCACCACGGGGACACAACACACAGUUACACUACCACUGUCACUUAACUUAGUGUUUGAAAGAGUCUUAAAAUAUAACUAAAGUUAUUUCAACAGAUGCUUGUAUUCUUGCUUUGUUAUAACUUAUAGAAGAAACUUUUGAUUGUUAAGGAAGAAGCAUAGUAUUUUUACAAAGUUCAGCAUAACCAUAGAGGAUCCUCAUCAAAGAAAGUUGCGUUUGGGAAAAAAGUGAAGUAUUGGCGCAGCGUAACUUGUUUUGUGAACACAUUGGUGAGUCUUGGUGGAGGACACACUGAAGGUCUUAGCUUGGCACAAUGAGUUAAUUGAUCCCUUUCUUUCACUUGUUCCCAGUAGGGUUGCCACAGCAGAUCACCUGUUUCAAUCUCUUCCUGUCCUCUGCAUAUUCAUUCAUCCAGAUUAGUUAAGGGAAGGUCAUCAGCUUAAAUGAGAAGUCUUUGACCCCCAACUUAAGUGUAAUGAUAUGGAGUUAUGAAAAGUGUGAGUCUUGACUUAAAUUUUAAUGAUAUGGAAUAACAAGAAGUCUGUAAGCCUCAACUUAGUGUAAUGAUAUGGAGUUAACUUCUCAAAUCCAUUGUCCUUCUGACCAAAGAUGAAAUUCUUUUUGGGUUUUGGAUGGUUCCAGCCUUGACACAGUACAAUAAAUAUCAUGAAUCUUGUCAUGUAUGGGUUACAGAAAUAUUUUACAUGUUAAAUCAGUGUAGACAAUAAUUGUGGUCAUGUAUUGGAUAAAUGUACUAUCCUAGCUUUUAACGUUUGACUUCCAGUUUUAUUAAGGAGAUAGUAAGUGAACUGAGUUUUAUUUGAGCUGCCCGUGCAUCUCGUAAUGACAUUCUGAAGCACUACGUCAUCUCUGUUGGGGUUAGAGAGAGUGACUAGGCACCAGCGUCAGGUGCCAAGACAUACAACUCCAAUAGAGAAGGAAGUUUAUAUACAACAGUACUUGUUCCAUGUUUUAGAAGUACCAGUAUUUGUUUAUGCAGGAUUGCCCCAAGAGACUGCCAGUCACAUGUUUUUAUCAGUGCAGGAUCAGUCAUGGUCCACAAACCUUGACUACUUCAUCAAACUCCUUCCUUUUGUUGUGUUGUGGUUGCAUUGUUGCUUGUAAACUUGACUUGGUACUCCCUCUGUGUAUGGCAAGUCACACAUUGGGCAGGGAGAGAGUGGAGGGAGUGGGCAAGGAGAGUGACUUGCUGCAUGGAAGGGGCUAAAGAGUCAAAAUAUAAUAGCAAGAUGGAUUAAUCAUGUUGUCCCUCACCUACGUACAUGUGAUCUAGUGCAAAGUAGCAAUAGAAGUUUUAAUAUUUUACACUUAUUCAUGCCUUCAUUCUCACUUUUUAGCCCACAUUUGUUUAUGAGGUAAUUAUAAAUAUAUGAAAAUGCAAAGAAAGUGUUUGCUCGUCGAUGUGCCGCCGGUAGACCGGCGGUCUGCUGCUGGUAGGCCGGCGGUCUACCGCCGACUGACCUGCUGCAGUCGCCGGUCGUAGAAAUCGAAAAUCGUAUAUGGUCGCUGGUCUACCGCAGGCAGACUGGCAGUGAGCAGCCGGUCCCGGGAUUAUUGCCUAUUUUGUCAGCGGUCAGGCCCUGAUCGGCUUAUCAGGAGUCAUCGGGGACGAUCAGGACCGGGACCGGGAAUGUGUGAGAGGCCCUUUACUGUCAGUUUUCUGUUCUAAUGUGUCAGCUGAGGCAUCUGGAGGAGAGGGGUGUAAGGGACUUUUUUUUUUUUUUUUUUUUUUUUUUUCUCCCACUGGGAGGAACAAGAAAAAGUUGCAAGGGAAAAGUGACCUUGUAUUUUUUCACCAAGGGCCACUUUUCCCAUGCAACUUGUAUCUUAUUCUUCCAGUGGUGUAGCCUGCCAUUCCUAGUGCAGACUAGAAGAAAUGGAUUUUGUUCUUUAUGCUGCCUCCCUGGAUGCCUAAACUGUUCUCUUUGCUCCUUGGGAGAGACUGUCUAUCUUAAGACACGCCACAGAUUUUAUUUAGUGUUUCUUAACUUUUGUAGCUCCUCAUGUCAUGCCUUCACUUUCCACUCCAUCUCCAUCACGACCCUCCUAUCCCAUCACUCUUGUUAAUUAUGUCUUGUGUGGUUUCCAUGAGGAUGCUGACCCCUCCUGGGCAGGAGGGUGUUGAGUGCCCUUGGUUCUAGUGCUCUGAAUGGAGGCAUGCAUUACUAAAGGGCACAGCCCCCCCCCCCUUAUACAUACGAGAAAUGCCAGCAUAGUUUCAUUAACAUUCAACGGUAAAUAAUUUCACAGUUGACCAUAUUUUGACUUCUCACACACUAUUUCUAGAAUGGCACAAGUGACAGCCUGCUUGGGGAAAAAAUUUGUAGUGUUGAGAACUGGGUUGAUGGUUGUGACCUCUGUGCCCUUGGUGUGCCUCAGUUCAGUAACUCACUUAUUUGGUUGCCAGAUUUGCAUUGUUUUCCAAUAUGAUUGGCAAACAAUAUGGUCGACUUUGCCAACGUUGUAACAUUUUCUGAGAUUUACUUCUUUAUUUGAGUUGGGAGGAUCCUGUUUAUUUCCUUUUCUUCCUGUGCAAUAUGAGAAAUAUGCUCUUUCCCUCAUUUCUGCCUCAUAGGGACUUCUGUAACUUUAGUCUCCAAGUUUAAGUUAUCAUCAUUUCAUGCAUCCACCAUCCUCAUACAGUUCUCAGCCAUCCUUUUCAUCUCUACCUACCACAUUUAACACUCCAGUAAUUCACUUCCUCAGUUUUGGUAGUAUGGCAAACUUGUACUAGUUUUCAGUACUUUCACCUAUUUUCUUCACUUAACAGCCUUAUUUUGGAUAAGUAAUUAGUUGGAUCUGAAUCUUGCAGUGCAUAAACCUUGUAAAAAUGGUACAGUGAAAGUCAGUAAUUCUAAACAGCAGGGGGGUCAUCCAGAUUUAGGAUCAUUUUAUCUUUUUCUGCAUAUUAGAAUAACCUGCCUUCAUAAAUUUGGGCUAUUGGAAUUUUUAGACUGGUGGAAUUAGAGGACUUUUACUGUAUAAUAGUUUUGUAAAAAGAUAGUUAAAGCUGUUGGUUCUGAUUGUCAUUUAUAUUUUAAUAUUAAUAUUAUUGUGGCAGCCUCCACACAGCUGGACCAGCCUGGCACAGGCUGUGUGGUGGCCGCCUCCGUGGCACGGCUGGUGGGACAACAAUGGUGUGACUGGCUUCUCUCUGGGUAUAAAUUUGUUUUAUGUCAAUCCUUAUAGAAAUUAGUUACUGUAUUAUUAUUAUUGCAUAUGGAAACUUAUUUUUUUAUACAUUUAAAACAAAUUUAAGUAUACUACUUUUGUUAAAACAGAUCUGUACUUUCUUUUACCUUGAUUGAAGAGUGACACCAAUGACUCCUGUUUUACAAUGUAGCCGUUAAUGACCCGGAAAAAUGGCUCUAAAUUGUAAAUUUAAACAUUCAAUACUGUUGCUUCAUGGCCAUACUGUGAAACCAAAGCUUCCUUUAAUAAUGUCAAGGUCACAUUUUUUAUAAACUGACAGCUCAUCAGUCAGGGAACUGCAAUAAGAGAUGAGCCAGAACAGUUCAAGGUGGCCAAUAAGAAAUUUGGGGAGGAUAAGGAUGACCACACAAUGGGAAUUAAUUAAAUUAACUUAUUUAAUCAGCAGAUGCCUCAGAAACCACCAUAGUUUUGGAUGGUCUGGCACCUUAUGAGCUGACACAUGUUAAGGUUGAACACUUCGAGAUGACCCUCACAAGAGAAUAGGAGGGGGAGAGGCAGACACUGGACUCUUGAAUACAGUCUGGAGCAUGAAGAGGAGGGAUUUUUUGAGGUGAAAGACUGAAGAUAGAAGGAGCGUGACUAAGCUUAAAAAGAUACAUUUUAUGUAAUAUGAACUUUAGCCCCCAGUUACCCAUGGAAUGGCCUGCAAGCAACGGUGACAGGUGCCAACAACAUACGAUUUUUGCUUAAAGAAAGACAAUAGAAAUAAAAUACAGGUCAGAAUGAGCACAGCUCAAGUCCUGGAAACGUAUUAGUGUGAGGGAUGAGUGACCCCCCAGUAAAAUAUGUCACACUGCAUAUACACAUACAAUUAAUUCCAUUGUACUAAACAAUUACAAUGUCAAAGUGGACACUAGGACAUUACAGUAUAAUAUGAAGUGGCACUUUUAUUGCCCACACCAAGAGUUGUGCAAGUAGCCUCGCAUCCUCCAACAGAAUAGGUGCUAAAAUGUCUGGUACACCUCUCCUCAGUGCCUAAGGAGACAUGACCUGCAGAUUAUAGGAUGAACAUGUGUGGCUGUGAUUUACCUUGCAUUAUCUCCUGUUUGUAGCAUGCAGGAUUUGAGCUGUGCUCAUUCUCACCUGAAUAUUGUUUCUGUACAAUCUCAUUAAGUAAAUAUCAUAUGUUGUUAGCACCUGCCACCUUCGCUUGCAGGCCAUUCCACACCUAACUGGGGCUAUAUUUCAUAUAUAAAAUACAUCCUUCUUUAGCUUAUAGUCAUGCUCCAUCUCUCCUGUCUUUCACCUCAAAGAAUUCACCAGCACCAUAUCAUUAUUAACAGUGAUAUUAUUUGUAAACUAAAAUGUUGUAGACUGUUCAUAAUCCCUACUAAACUACAAUGAUGCCAAUGUUUUCUGCACCAUCAGGGUGGAGCUUCUGUGUCUGGAAAUAGGUCAUAGUGUGAGGAGGGAUUCCCCAGCAACAUGGGACACACUGCAUAGUCACAUACAAUUCCUAAACAAACAGUAGGCUAGGCUGCCUUUUAGCACCCCAUGUAUGUAUGUGUACAUACUUUGUACAUUUGAUUUAUAUUUAUGAAGGUUUGAACAUUGUCAUCAACUGUGGCCUCAUCUCUGCUGAGGUUGAGGUCUUUCACUCAUCAUCCACGGCAUCUCAUAACUACUUCACUUCCUCGCAGGUAGUCUUGUUUCAAAAGCUAUUUGUUUUCAUGAAAACAUUAUUCAUGACAGCUUCAGGGUUUAAAAGGUUACUCCUGUCAUUCACAAUGAGGUACAAUUAGUGAUAUAAUUCUUCAGGGGACAAAAAUGGUUUGUAUUCAAAUGAAAGUUUUGUAGUUUCAAGUUGAGCCGACACAACAAAGACUAAUGACUUUUCUUUGUUGAUUCUGUACUUUUAUUUUUACUGCAUUUAAACAGUUGGUCCUUAGUGCUAAACACAGAGGGUGUCGGGUAGUGAUGGAAAAGUACCAGGGAAGGGAUGUCGGCCCUUUCAUUAUGGCAUGCAAGGAGACAUUCUGGGUCACUGUCUAAUGUGUUAUAAUUACAGUGGAUGGCAAUACAAAAGAUAUCUAUUUUAUGCAUGAAGACUCAAGCCAUUAUGCAGAAAAUACUAUGGAGGAGCUAGGCCAGGCAUCCAGUCGUCUGUGAUCUGCACCCAUGCCUGUCUGUCUCUGUGCUUCUCUUCCCUUAAAUGUUGCACAGUCUCAAAAGUUCAGUAAGUUGACCUUAAAAACAUUUGAUGCACACUAGAGAUGGAUGCUGAGGCAGGCCCAUGUACGGACACAGAUGACGGGUCACAGAGCACUGGAUGCCUGGCCAGCGUACCUAACUUGUGAGUGCAAUCACUGUUCUGGCUGGCUGUAACAAAGCUGAUACUGAAGGGAUCACAUGAAGCUGAACUUGUGCAUGAGCUGGAGGACCAAGAAACAUGUUACAUGUUAUGGAGAAUAGAUUUUUCAUGGUAGUCAAAUUUGUCAUUAAUGCAUAUUAUUUCCUUUGACCAAAGUGAAGAGUGCCCCACCUAAGAAUAAAAAUGUUUUAUAUUA
Molecule: messenger RNA, 8130 nt
Organism: Eriocheir sinensis (Chinese mitten crab)
Lineage: Eukaryota; Metazoa; Arthropoda; Malacostraca; Decapoda; Varunidae
Product: glutamine and serine-rich protein 1-like
Exons: 15
Coding region: 271-2247 (658 amino acids)
Cellular component (GO): nucleus
Source: RefSeq, a predicted model, not a curated record